Messenger RNA from Symbiodinium natans, 684 nucleotides. NCBI's taxonomy places the organism in Eukaryota, Dinophyceae, Suessiales, Symbiodiniaceae. The record is from the annotation of a GenBank genome assembly.
AUGAAGCUCUGUCCCUGUCAGGUACUGAUCCCGGCAGCUGCUUCGUCAUCGUCUCUGUCGAAGCUUUACCUCUCUUCGCCAAGGGAGGACGCAUGUUGGAGCAUCUGCACAGAGGCGCUGGCCCGCUUCUUCGCUGGCAAGUCGAGCGUCCUCGACCUUUCGCAUCUUCAACUUCCAGAGCCUUUGGUCCAGGCUGUCGCUAUCGCCGCCGGCUGCGUGAAAGACAUCGAGCUGUUGCUUUGUGGUGCUCCAGACAGCAGUUCUCUGCUCAAGGCAUUGGGCGCGCUUCCGGCCUCGCUCCUGCACAAGCUGAAUGCAUCAGGAAACGCUAUGCUCGGAGAUGAUGGAAUCAAGGCGUUGGCCGAGUGCAUUAAGACCGCCCCGCUCCACACCCUCAGCCUUGCGAACACCGGCAUCGGCACAGCGGGCAUUGAGGCACUGGCUAUGUGGUUGAACUUUGCCAAAGGUCUACAGGCGCUGGACCUGUCAGAAAAUCCCGGCAUCGCAGAUGACGGAGCCAAGGCUUUGGCCGACUGGGUCGAGAGCAUCUCGCUCCAGACCCUCCGCCUCGCGAAUACCGGCAUCGGCACUGCAGGCAUUGAGGUGCUGGCUAUGAACCUCAUGGAAGGUCUACAGGUGCUGGAUCUAUCGAACAAUCCGGGGAUAGCAGAUGACGGAGCCAAG